AUCACAAUGAGGCACCGCCGCGGCUCAGCCAAUCACAGCUGUCCUCCCAGUGAACCACCGUCUUGCAAGCUGAAGGAUAAAUCAGACCCUCCUCCUCAUCAUGGCAUCUGGAGCUCUGUUCCCCAGCCUGGUGUCAGGCUCCCGCGGCUCCUCCAGCAAAUACCUGGUGGAGUUUCGGGCCGGUAAGAUGACGAUGAAGGGAAGCACGGUGACCCCCGACAAGCGUAAAGGUCAGGUCUACAUCCAGCAGACGGAUGACUCUCUUAUCCACUUCUGCUGGAAGGAUCGCACCACCGGGAAUGUGGAUGAUGACCUGAUUAUCUUCCCUGAUGAUUGUGAGUUCAAACGGGUCAACCAGUGCACCACCGGACGGGUUUACGUACUGAAGUUUAAAGCCGGCUCCAAAAGACUCUUCUUCUGGAUGCAGGAACCGAAGAGUGAUAAGGAUGACGAAUACUGUCGCAAAGUGAACGAGUACCUGAACAACCCGCCCAUACCAGGCGCCCUUGGUGGCAACAGCAGCGGAGGACACGACCUGUCAGCGCUGGGAGGUGAGGGUGGUCUGCAGAGCCUUCUGGGUAACAUGAGCCACAACCAGCUCAUGCAGCUAAUUGGACCUACCGGUCUGGGUGGGAUUGGUGGUCUUGGGGCUCUUGCUGGACCAGGCUUGGCCAACCUUCUGGGAAGCAGCAGCAGCAGCAGUAGCGUUCCUGCUGUCAGCAACUCCACAACAAGCCCGUCCACGGCCGUCACCCCAACUUCCACCUCCGCUGCCAGCCGGCUCGGCUCCUCCCAGGUGCCCACCACUCCCAUCACCCCCCUGGCCACCUCUGCAGCCUCUCCCACGGCCACCACCCCUUCCACUCCCGCUGCCACAGCAGCUGCAGCUGCGGCCAACCCUACGCAGCCCAUCCAGCUCAGAGACCUGCAGAGCAUCCUGGCCACCAUGAACGUUCCUGCCAGCAGUCAGGGAGUGGACCUGGCCAGCGUGCUGACUCCUGAGAUCAUGGCUCCCAUCCUGGCCAACCCAGAGGUGCAGCAGAGGCUGACGCCUUACCUGCCGUCCGGAGAGUCGCUGCUUCAGAGCUCAGAGGAGCUGAACAACACGCUCAGCUCACCUCAGUUUCAGCAGGCUAUGAGCAUGUUCAGCAGCGCUCUGGCGUCGGGCCAGUUGGGGCCUCUGAUGAACCAGUUCGGUCUCCCAGCAGAGGCUGUUGAUGCUGCCAACAAAGGAGAUGUGGAGGCUUUUGCUAAAGCCAUGGAGACGGAAACAAAGUCAGAUCAGGAGAGCGACUCUAAAGACAAGAAGGACGACGAUGAAGACAUGAGUUUGGACUAAAUGUUUGUUAAAGGAAGCUCAGAUUAUUAUUUAUAUGUAUUUAUUUAUCUUCUGCUGUCCAGUGUCUCUUAAAAAUAACUAAUAUAGUAACUACUGCUCUGUUCUCAGCUGCUCCUGAUUGCAGACAUGACUAUGCCCUGUUGUCCUUAUCCCAGGAGACAGUAAAGUGUGA
Molecule: messenger RNA, 1511 nt
Organism: Cyprinodon variegatus (sheepshead minnow)
Lineage: Eukaryota; Metazoa; Chordata; Actinopteri; Cyprinodontiformes; Cyprinodontidae
Product: proteasomal ubiquitin receptor ADRM1-like
Exons: 10
Coding region: 101-1339 (412 amino acids)
Biological process (GO): ubiquitin-dependent protein catabolic process
Cellular component (GO): cytoplasm; nucleus; proteasome regulatory particle, lid subcomplex
Molecular function (GO): endopeptidase activator activity; proteasome binding; ubiquitin binding
Source: RefSeq, a predicted model, not a curated record